AUGGCGCCAAAUGCAAGAAGAUGGCCCUCAAGAGAAGGCUUCACGGCUGAUGCACUGGGCGACUUCAUCUCCCGAAGUCUCCUAGACCCCUGGAAACUACUCCCCAUUAUUGCUCUGGCUCAUUACACAGCUCAAGGCCGUGAUAUUGCCAAAUCACGCCCAAAUCUCUACAAGGCCCUCAAAGUCCUAACAGCCCAUGGUCUCAUCAACUGGCUGAACAACUGGCUCGACCAUCGCACGAUAAACAAUAGUGUCAGCGACGCGUACAACUGGCACCGCGAAACUGUAAUCCUAACAGGUGGCAGCAACGGAAUCGGCCGACGCAUCGCGGAGCUGCUCGGGGCGCGCGACAUCAAAGUCGCCAUCCUGGACAUUGCCCCCCAGCAAGUGAGGACCAACAUUGCAGACGUAGCGUCCAAGAUCCGGGCCUCAUUCGGCCGACCCAGCAUCCUAAUCAACAAUGCUGGCAUCUGCACUGGCAAAACAAUCAUCAAAACAACCGCAGCCCAGACGCGCCGCAUGUUCGAAGUCAACACGUUCGCACACUACUGGCUCGCGCAGGAGUUCCUGCCAGAUAUGAUUGAGGCGAACCAUGGUAUGGUUGUUACAGUUGCUUCACAGGCUGGAUACACCGUCACGCCUAAUAUGGUCGAUUACUCAGCAUCCAAGGCUGCGGCUAUUGCGUUCCAUGAGGGACUUGGUGCGGAGCUGGUUACACGAUACCAUGCGCCCAAGAUUCGGACUGUGCUUGUUACCCAGGGCUUUACUAGGACCAAUCUUAUUAAGGAUCUGACCCCUGAGGAUACUUGGUUUAAUCCCCUGCUUCACCCUGAGACUGUUGCCGAGCAGCUUGUUGAGCAAGUGCUCAAGGGUGAGAGUGGACAUGUUGUUGUUCCUGGAUCUGCUGGAUGGAUUGCAAAGAGAUUCAGGGGACUGCCUGCGUGGUUACAGCAUUCGUUGAGGUGUAAGUUGGAGAAGUUGAUGAGGGCUGAUUAG
Messenger RNA from Penicillium concentricum, 996 nucleotides. RefSeq names its product short chain dehydrogenase/reductase family protein. Gene Ontology annotation, molecular function: oxidoreductase activity, acting on the CH-OH group of donors, NAD or NADP as acceptor. The record is from RefSeq and is a predicted model, not a curated record. NCBI's taxonomy places the organism in Eukaryota, Fungi, Ascomycota, Eurotiomycetes, Eurotiales, Aspergillaceae. The transcript is spliced from 3 exons. The coding region runs from base 1 to 996 and encodes 331 amino acids.